Molecule: messenger RNA, 588 nt
Organism: Exserohilum turcica Et28A
Lineage: Eukaryota; Fungi; Ascomycota; Dothideomycetes; Pleosporales; Pleosporaceae
Exons: 1
Coding region: 23-481 (152 amino acids)
Source: RefSeq, a predicted model, not a curated record
CGCUGCACUCGCUACCGCGCAAAUGAACACGACAAACGGCAUUGGCAGCACGCCGACACAGCGCCACGUGAUCUCUGCCGACCAAGCGCAAACCGCCAUCAAAGCCGCCAUUGCAAACGCCACAUCGCUCCAGAUCCCGGAGAACAUUGCCGUCGUCGAUCCCGCAGGCAUGCUCGUCGCCUUCCACCGCAUGGACAACGCGUACAUCGGGUCCAUCGACAUCAGCCACAAGAAGGCGCGCACCGCCGUGCUCUUCAACGGCAUGACUACCGCAGACCUGUAUGCUGCGGUCCAGCCUGGCGCCCCGCUUUACGGUGUUGAAAACACAAAUGGAGGGCUCGUCGUGUUUGGCGGCGGUCUGCCCGUGUACCUUGAUGGACGGCUGAUUGGCGGCGUGGGCGUCAGUGGCGGAAGUGUAGACCAGGAUUUGAGCGUGGCUCAUGCGGCGGUUAGGGCGCUCGGCGCUGCGGCUAAGGCGUAGAAUGCAUAGGCAGUAGUGUAGACUGUAGGAAGGUUUGUCGGCGCCUUUUCAAAAUAGGAGAUGUGGCGCUGGGGUGUGGCGAGGCAUUCUGUAAAACGGUUGUUUCA